Molecule: messenger RNA, 456 nt
Organism: Sabethes cyaneus
Lineage: Eukaryota; Metazoa; Arthropoda; Insecta; Diptera; Culicidae
Exons: 2
Coding region: 1-456 (151 amino acids)
Source: RefSeq, a predicted model, not a curated record
AUGUUGCGUGUGAAAAUCCUACUGUUUGCGGUUUGUUUCCUGAUUGCGGCCGUGCAGGGUCAGCUACAGGUUCAAAAGUGCAAGAAAGGAGUGGUUCCGACCAAAAUCCAGAUUGACGGAUGCUCCAAGGUGCCCUGUACGAUUGUGAAUGGCGGUGUCCUGAAGUUUAGUGCGGAAUUUGUGAAUCCACACGACACCAAAUCGCUUACCGCCAAAGUGAUUCCCCGCGUCGCCGGGCUGGCUAUCGGGUACGAGCUACCGGAGGAGCAUCGUGAUGGAUGCAAAAAGCUUACGAACGCCCAGUGCCCGUUAAGGAGGAAUCAACGCGUCGAAGCCGCCGGUGAGGUCCCGGUGGAAUCACCGCUAUCAAACGUGAAAGUCAACAUCGAAUUCCAGCUACACUCGGAUGCCGGCAUUGCAGUUUGUUUCAAGAUCGAUGCCAAAGUGGUAAAAUGA